GUCAGCGGUCAUUAAUCGAGGGACGCCAUAUUGAAUUCGAAAACUCGUGAAAGCGAAGAGCAGUUUACACAUUUCUUUUCAGUAAAUUGGUGACUACAGAAGAGCAUAAGAGAUAUUUAGUAGCGAAGAAAGCGUGGAAAUAUGACAACCGCGGCUAGACCGACAUGGGACACCGCAAAAGGGGGCCGCGGAAAGGGCGAAGGAGAUCUUUCAGCGUUGUCAAAACAGUACUCGAGUCGCGACUUGCCUUCACACACAAAACUAAAACACAGACAAAAAGGUCAAGAUACUGUUGAAGAACUGCGUAGCAAAGACUUCCGCAAAGAUUUGGAAGAACGUGAACGUCAGGCAGCCCGCGAAAGAACCAAGGAGAAAGGAAGCAGAUCAACUGCUGAACAGACAAAAAGACCCCGGCUAGAUCAACCCCCUCCCUCAAACCUGGAUGCUGAUGAUCCAGUUGAUGAUGAUGAUGACGAUGACUCUGAUGAAAGUGAUGAUGAAGAUGACACUGCAGAACUUCUUGCUGAACUGCAAAGAAUUAAAAAAGAACGUGCACAAGAAGAGGCUAGAAAGGAAAGAGAGAAGAAAGAAGAAGAGGAAAGAAUAAGAAUGGAAAAUAUCAUGACUGGAAAUCCUUUACUGAAUACACAGAACAAUUUUAAAGUAAAAAGAAGAUGGGAUGACGAUGUUGUGUUCAAGAACUGUGCCAAGGGAGAUGAAGGGAAAAAGAAAGGGCAAGACUUCAUAAAUGAUACCUUGCGUUCAGAAUUCCACAAAAAGUUCAUGGAAAAAUAUGUCAAAUAAUGCACAGAACUGAUUGGUACAAGAUCCAAGGGUCCUGAUGCAUAACAGCAUGUCAAUCACUGCUCUGUGGAACAGAUCUUUGCCUUGUGUUAUAAAUACAUUAGUAAGAUUGCCAUAUCCGCCAUACAGUGUACAUACUCUUGUAAGGAAAUGACACCUUCUGUCUAAGGAACCAAUGACAUCAUUGUAGAUGACCAUUAUUCAUUAGCUACAAGUGUUGUUGUCAUUUGGCUGAAAAGAAUGUGUGCAAUUCUUUCACUGCUCAGAUCACAAAUAGCAUUCAUUCAUCAACCUGACUACUGUGAUGUUGCUUAAUGUGAAAUUUUUGGUACCAAAAAGUUGCAUUUUGUCCACUGCUUUAACCUAUUUGAGGCUUGUCAAGCCUGUAACCGCUCUUGUGCUGUAGACACUGCUGUGUGCCUUUUUUAGUCAUAUAAAUUUUGCAUAGCUCUGCUCGCAGCAAAUUUCUGAAUUUGUCUGAAUCUAGCCAUUGAUGUGUGCAUGCAAUUAAUAUCAUACCUUCUAGUGCACAAGUUCAGUCUUAACUAAUAAAAAAAUGGAUGUUAUGAA
Orbicella faveolata is the source of this 1374-nucleotide messenger RNA. Its product is annotated as spliceosome-associated protein CWC15 homolog. The record is from RefSeq and is a predicted model, not a curated record. Gene Ontology annotation, molecular function: RNA binding. Gene Ontology annotation, cellular component: catalytic step 2 spliceosome. Gene Ontology annotation, biological process: mRNA cis splicing, via spliceosome. NCBI's taxonomy places the organism in Eukaryota, Metazoa, Cnidaria, Anthozoa, Scleractinia, Merulinidae.